Molecule: messenger RNA, 1019 nt
Organism: Myotis daubentonii (Daubenton's bat)
Lineage: Eukaryota; Metazoa; Chordata; Mammalia; Chiroptera; Vespertilionidae
Product: probable RNA polymerase II nuclear localization protein SLC7A6OS
Exons: 2
Coding region: 1-978 (325 amino acids)
Source: RefSeq, a predicted model, not a curated record
AUGUUAAGGAGAGGAAUAUACAUUUCGUUUAUUUUGCACACCUCUGGAAACCCCUGGACGUGCUUUACCGUUGCCGCUUUGGAGGCAGGUCGCGCGGCUACGCUCCGCGUGAGGCGGAAGCUCAGCGAGGAUCCUGCCGAGGCCCAGGUCCUCGCCUGUAAACGCCUCCGGGGAGGUGCGGGGGAGUCGGCGGUCCAAGAGACACCCCCCGAGGGUCUGGAGAAAGCAGCAGAGAAAAGUGUCUCCCAGUUGGUGGCCACCACAUGCUCCCAGGAGGACCUGGUCCAGCCGCUCCUGCGCGCUCUGCCCCGACCCCUGGCCACCCCUCAGUGUAUCCGCCACGAGCUACGCGCUUCGAUUCAGAAGAUCCAGCAGGAGGGCCGACCCUCGGGCCUUCUCUCGGAUGACCUGGAGUCCGAGGACGCGCGGGAAAACCCAGAAGCCGACAGUGACGCAGGCUUCCAGCUGCUGGAUCUGGUCCACGAAGGAGACCCAGAGGCCGCUGCCGCCGCCGCCUCCAGCAAAGUAUCUGAUCCAGAUGUGACCCUUUGCAAUUCUGUAGAGUUGCUCCCCGAGUGGUUGACUAUAUCUGAGGAUGGACCAAGUGUCUGGCACUGGGAGGAACAGAAGGAUGACUAUGCGUAUGACAUUUACUCCUUGGAGGCGGCCACUCCAAGAUGGAUUCAGAAGGUCCUCUCUGUGCAGCCCGUAAGCCAGGAGCCGGAGCUGGUGGAUGAAGGCAAACCACUAGGGAGCGUUGAUGAAGAGGAAGAUAAGAAUAGUGAGAAUAAUUGGCGCAAUGAGUACCCAGAGGAGAGGAGCAGUGAUGGAGACGCAGAUUCCAGAGGCUCUGAUGAAUGCCACAGCCUCAGUGAAGAGGAAAGAGGCAAUAGCAGACCACACAUGUGGAGCAAAUACCCUUUGUAUGUGCAGAAGGAGUUUGGCUAUGACAGCACUUAUGACCAGGCCUGGGACUGAGGAUCCUGUGACAACCAGGGCGGUAAGAAAUCAACUGAAGG